GCCCGGUGAAGCAUACUUUCCACCUGCCCCUUGGCAUGCUAAUGAGGCUGCCACUCUGUCACUACCAACAACUGGCGACUGGAAACUGGCAGCAACCAAGAGCCUUCGUAAUCGUAAUCCCAAUCGACAGCAGUCACUGCCUUUUAGCGUUAAAGUAACAGGUUGGCCCAAAGGGUUGGGCCAUGAACGUCAUUUUGGGGGCCGCUUACACGCGGAGAAAUUGGGGGAUAAGAAGAAAGAGUGUGUUACAAAUUAAGAAAAUGUAACAGCUAUGAUUUAUUUUCUUAAAAGAGUUUCCAAAACAUAUAUUCUGUUGGCAGAGAACAGAGUCACAUGAUUGUGGAUCAGUUAUGAAAUGAUUUAGUUUGAGAAUCAUAAAAAUUAACAAGAUUGUAUAUUAAUAUUUUCAUAAACUCUUAAGAUCUCUGUUAUGUUGUACAAUUUUUUUUAAUGAUGAUGGUAGGGUUUAAGAUUUAAAUCAAACUUAUAAUACGUAUGUAGUUUUCAAAUAGCUUCAAUUUCAAAUAAAAUAGAAACCCAAUUCGGAAAAGGCUUGCUUUUCAGUUUUAUUUUCAAAUAUGAAAUGAUAUUUUAUUACUUAACUCUUUCCGUAUUCUUAGCUCUUUUGUAUUCUUCAUAAUUCUUCCGAAAUCUUGUUCUAAUUCUGUCCUAAUGAUUAACUAUUCGAUUCUUGAUCUUUAAGUUUAACAAACAUUUGUUGAAAGUGCAUUGAGUAAAGAAUGUAGGACUUGGAAACUCUACUCUUAAGUGUGGGGUUCUUGCAACCGCGGAGUUGCAACCAAAUAGGGGCCAUUGAACUGGAUCAAAAAAUAGGUGGUAUAAAUAGAAGAGGCAGUUAGCUGAAAUCUUCACAGAGUUGGAGAAUGUUGGGCAAGGACAACGGUGCACUAGUUAUCAUAGUAGCCACGGUGUUGACCGUUAGAGGAUGCGGUGGCUACCAGCUGCCGUCAGGCACCCACAAGCUCUGCGGUCCGGCACUGUCCGAUGCCAUGGCUGCGGUUUGCGACCAGGGAUACAACACCAUGACCCCCAAGAAGGACGCCGAAGACAUGGAGGGUAGUGGGGUGAUGCUCGUGUCAGGCUCACGCUACUCCCUCAGUCCACUGCUGUCCAGCCUGUUCGGGUCGGAAGUUUUGAUCAAGACCCGCCGCCUACGAUGACACUAUCCGGGUGGCAUUUACGAUGAGUGCUGCCUGAACUCCUGCAGCUACCAGGAGUUGGCCGACUACUGCCUGCGGCUACCCCAAUGAUGAGGCACUUAACCCACUCGCCAUGCACCCAACCACAUACACUCGCAUACACACGUACACCCACUACUCACUUAUGCAUUCGUAAUCCCAAUUGUAAUCCGAUUCGUAAUCAAUUAUUU
Drosophila ananassae is the source of this 1390-nucleotide messenger RNA. It is a transcript of the gene Ilp1, whose product is annotated as probable insulin-like peptide 1. The record is from RefSeq and is a predicted model, not a curated record. Gene Ontology annotation, cellular component: extracellular region. NCBI's taxonomy places the organism in Eukaryota, Metazoa, Arthropoda, Insecta, Diptera, Drosophilidae. The transcript has a single exon. Gene Ontology annotation, molecular function: hormone activity.